AAGGCUGCAAUGAUGUGAAAUACUGCCCCCCAGCUGGCGAAAAAUUAUUAGUGUGUCGAGGAAGGGCAGUUUACAAUCUCCAUGGUUACGAUGUGGACAAGCUCCUGAAGUUUGACAGCUGGCUACAGUAGCUAGCUAGCUAGCUACCUUGCUUGCUAGCUUUCUAGCUUUCUCUCCAUCCUCUUGCUAUUUCUUUUUUAGAUUAAGUGGUUUUAAACCGGUGCAAAAAUGAGUAUAUCCGUAACUCGAUCAUUUAAUAAGCAAAAUGAAACCAACAAAGGUUUUAGGCAGCAGCGGGUACACGACUAUCUGUAUGACCCCAUAUAUACUGUAUCCGGGGAAAUGGACCAUGCAAGGGCCAGCUUCAAGGCACAUGCAUCCGUGGACCGGGUGAGGAAGGUUCCAGAGUAUGGGUCCAUGUUCAGUCACCUACCUCACCACCCUCGUUACGCCCUGCGUCUGGACACCACUGACCCUGUACCCACUUUUAUUGACCGCCGCUGGCGAGGGCACACAGAGCAGCACAGAGAGGCAGUUCAGCAGCUGGCAGGGGUCAUUCCUGGUGCUCAGUUUCAGGUCACAGGGAGCGAAUACAGCAGCGUGUCAGGCAUUGAUCGUUGGAAGUUUUUCAAGUGCCCCCUGAUCCCCUUUGCACAGCAGGUUCCCCCCAAUGUGGUCUUUGCAUUGCCCAAAGCUAACCCCUACUCUACAGUGGAGGGGGGUAAUGAGCAGCUGCCCACUCCAUUCCAGCGCACCAUGGGAGUACAGACUGACUAUAGGGACAGUGAGGCCCAGACGGACCCCUACACCCCUGAAUACGUGGUACGGCCCGGGACGACCCCCCCAGAGCUGCUGACACUGGCCACACUGACAUGGGGUCGUGGUCUUCCGGCGGGGCUGGCGGAGGUGGAGAUGAUUGAGCGAGCCAGGGUGAAGCGGGCGUGGGAGGCCACCCUGCCCCCCAUGGACGACCUGAGUCAACUGGACAAGAGGAAGAGGAUGAUGGACGAGAUGGAGAGGAAGGAGUGGGCCUUCAGGGAGGACGAGAUCCAGAAGCUGCAGGAGGCUCGCCUGGCCCUACUGAUGGGUCUACUGAGGCAGAGGGAGGAGGUUCAACAAGAGGCCACGGUGGACAGGCUGGACCUCAAGUACUCCCAGCACCAGAGAGACAAGGAGAGCAAGCUCAGCAAGAUACGCAAUGACUACAUCAUCUCGAUGAGGAAGCUGACGGCGAAAAGAAAGAAUGUGGAGAGAAAGUUGGAGCGCCGUGACAUCAUCAAGGACUACUCCAACUACUCAUCUCAGACGUACGCCCCUCUGUCCCGCAUCGGCCUGUUCCCCGACCGCCACUCCCAACGCAACGUGGUCAAGAGCCGCUACCUUGAUACCUACGAAGGUCUGCUAGAGCUGGAGGCGGGACUUCCGGUCUCAGUGACAGAGCCAUGUAUCAAAGCCCCCGUACCCAAAGUCAGCAAGGGCUUCGUCAAACGCUCUGCACGCAGAGAGAUGGAGCUCAUGAAGACACACCAGGCUCUGAAGGAGGAGAAGACUCGUGUGGAGGAGAAGAAGACCCUGCGCUUCCUCUUUAAGACAGAGAAACCUGUUCCUCGACCACAGACCCCCAUGGUGGACGAGCCCCCUGAGGGGGACGAGGAGAGAGAGCUGGCUGUCAUCUACUUGCAAAAGCUGCUGAGAGGAAGAAGCAUUCAGAACCAGAUGUUUGAGGGGAAGGAGAAGCGUCUGGAGCUGAUCCAGGAGCUGAGAACCACUCACGCCCUGCAGAGAGAGGAGCAGGAGCUCCAGAGAGCAGACACACAGCGCACACUGGCUCUGCAGAGACAGAGAGACCAACACACACACAAGGCAUCCUUGGUGGAGGGGUACCAGGCCGGUGUGGCAGGGGCGGAGCUUGUGGACAUGCUGGACUUCCUAUCGAAGGAGCUGAUUCGCAUACAGGAGGAACGCAGGAUCCAUGCCUUCACCCUAUUGGCCGAGAGAGACAGGCGCCUCCGAGAGGCCGAGGAGAGUGGGCGGAGACAGAUGGAGGAGAGGAGACGUAGAGAGGAGGAUGAGAUUUUCAAACAGGUGAUGAGGGUGCAUCAGGAGACAGUAGAUCUGUACCUGGAGGACAUCAUCCUGGGGACUCUAGACCGGACAGCAGACCAACAGGCCAGACAGGAGAUACGCAGGGUGGCAGAGGAGGUCAACAACAUCGCCUACGCCAUGGAGGACACUCGGAGCAGCCUGCAGUCAGAGGAGAUCGUAGCAGAGCUGGUGUACAGCUUCCUGAUCCCUGAGGUGCAGAAGAUCAACGUCAGAGACAGAGUGCGUCAGAGCCAGCGCAGGCACCUCCAGGCGGCUCACCAGAUCAUCCACGGGGGUGAAGAGAGCUCCGUGGCCCCUCCUCCCGGCCCCUCUGGAGCCCAGCGCCCCCCCUCGCCCUCGGACAGGGCCUCCAGCCAGCUGCUGGAGGAGAUGCUAACCCAUGUGGAACAGGAGCUGGAGGGAACAGGCAGGGGAGAGGAGUAGCGCAGGGAGGCGGGAGAGGCACAGCAGAAAAGAACCAGCUGAGAAUAGAUUAAUUUCGCAACAGUGGAGAAAACACUUAGUUUUUCUUCAAGCAAUAUGCAGUGUUGUGCUUUUGCUUAAAUAAAACUGAGAUUGUAUUUCA
This is a messenger RNA of Coregonus clupeaformis (lake whitefish), 2671 nucleotides long. RefSeq names its product cilia and flagella associated protein 91 (gene cfap91). The transcript is spliced from 17 exons. The coding region runs from base 229 to 2529 and encodes 766 amino acids. The record is from RefSeq and is a predicted model, not a curated record. Lineage: Eukaryota; Metazoa; Chordata; Actinopteri; Salmoniformes; Salmonidae.